GACAGCCGAAUCGACCGCCGCUGCCACCGCCCAACACGAGGACGAAUUAAUACCUCAACCUCCUCUCCCCCGGCGCGGCUUCCGACAACUGUCGCAGGCUCGCAGCUUUUCCUGGCCCUUCUUCCCUCCGCAGUCCCCACCCGCCCUCCGAAAUAACGAUACUGCCCUCCCGUUACACGCUUCCCGAGGCAGAGCCUCCGUGCUGACCUCUCCGCCAGUCCGUGACGCCCGCCGCUCACUCGCCUCACAGCGCCGAUGGCGCCCAUCCCCCGCCCGCUUAUUUACCCUCGUGCCGCUCCCCCGCGCCUCCCCGUGCCCAGGCCCAGGCCCCCGUCCUCGAUUCUUCCGAACCCCGGGUUUAGGGUUUCGACGGGGUAGUCGUAAAGGUGUCAUCUUUAUUACUGCUGCGGUCAGCUUCUCUGCUCUCGUAUGCUAAGAGAUUCAAGUUUUCGGGAGCAACGUCAUGCCCUUUGAGGAUGUGGAAAGGUGGUGCAUUUGCUUCUUAAAGAGCACGAAAUGUGAACUAAGUGGGUUUCCGAACGCUUUAAAAGAUGGCCGAGGCAAGAAGGCAUUCUGUAGAUAUCCCGCUUUCAAGAACUCUGGUGGCUCUCAGGAGGGUCCGAUCGUUGAGAGAUCCUGAUACGAGCUCGCUGAGCAAAAUUGCUGCGUUGGUUGACAAUAUGAAUCUGGAAACAAGCUCGUGCGGUAGUAGUGCAACAUUUGGAUCUAGCAAUAACAAGCACGAUUUGAGGCAUAAGGGGAGUUAUCAUUGGGAACGAAGAAGAAUAGUAGAUUUAGGAAUUGACAGUGAGUCUGAUAACAAUUGUUUGGCUCCUGAUAGUUACAUUGCUAAGAGCGGAUUGGCAAAGCGCUCAGCUAAUGACACACGAGUUCAAGAAUCUUGUGGUGGCCAUAUGAACAGGUCUUACGACUCGAAGUGUGUUCAUCGUUGUACUAGUCAAUUAGAAAAGGAACUAGAUUCACAGCAUGGUAGGGAGUUUGAACAGUUUGAGAUGAUAGGUUUUUCAUCUUUAAAACAAACUAGAUAUGAUGCCUUGAGAAGAUCAUAUACAAGCAAAGGAGAUGUUUUUAUGCGCAAUCCUGGGAUUCCUUGGGCUUGUGCUAAUGAAACUUGUACAAGUGCUUUAGGCCAUAAAUUGUUAGGGCCUGCAACCAAAAAUGUUGACCAUGUUCUUCCCAACAACAAUGGAUGUCAAGUCAGUUGUUGCUGGUCUAGGGUACCAAAGUUCCAUGAUCUAAAACUUCCUUCUGAUGUGGAAGGUCAGGAAUUUCAGUUGAAUUCUCAGAUAAAUAAAGAAUUAGAUCACCAUGUAAGUGCUUCAUAUCAUGAUAGUGUGAUGAAUUUAAGUGAGAAAUAUAGGCCGAAAUCAUUUCAUGAGCUGGUAGGACAGAGUGAGGUAGCUCAGUCUCUUCUUGAUACCAUUUUGAAAGGAAAAAUAGCACCUAUAUAUCUUUUCCAUGGUCCUAGGGGUACAGGUAAGACCUCGGCAGCAAGGAUCUUUGCUGCUGCUUUGAAUUGCCAGUCUUGCAAGGAACAAUGGCCAUGUGGAUGCUGCCAGGAAUGUGUACUUGUCUUCUCUGGAAGGAGCAGGGAUGUCACAGAAUUAGAUGCUUCAGAAACAAAUCAUAAAGAUGUGUUGAAAGUCCUUUCUGAAAGUGCUCUUGUUCCAACUUCCUCAUGCUACAAAAUCUUCAUUAUUGAUGAGUGCCAGUUUCUGCAAAGGAAUAUAUGGUCUGCCAUUUACAAGAGUAUCAAAGACCUUUCUCGACAAGUUGUCUUUAUUAUGAUUACGUCUGACCCGGAUAAACUGCCUAGUGGCACUCUAUCUUGGUGCCAAAGGUAUCACUUCCUGAAUGUAAAGAGUGAUGAUAUAGUUGGAAGGUUGAAAAAAAUAUGCCUAGAAGAAAAAUUGGAAUUUGAAGAAGAUGCACUGAUUUUUCUUGCUACUGAAUCCAAUGGUUCUCUUCGUGAUGCAAUCACCACCCUUGAUCAGCUGGCUUUGCUUGGAAAGGGGAUAAUCACAUCUCUUGCAUAUGAACUAAUGGGAAUUAUAUCUAAUGAUGAAUUGCUUGAUCUGUUACAUCUGGCGCUUUCAUCAGACACUUCUGGUACUGUUAGAAGGGCUAGGGAGCUUAUCAGCUCUGGAAUUGAUCCCAUGCAAUUAACAUCUCAGCUUGCAAAGUUUAUCAUGGAUAUUCUUUCUGGUGGAUGUCAAUUAGAGCCUUCCAGAUUCAUUGCUGAAGCUGAUAAAGAAAAAUUGAAGCAUGGGCUGAAAAUACUGGUUGAAACUGAAAAGCAGUUAAGGACUUCAAAAGAUCAAUCCACAUGGCUUACUGCUGCACUUCUACAGUUUAAUACUGGAGAAUCACUUCCCCCAACAAACAUGAACCCUUUGGAGGCACCUGAAAAAGUUUCAUACUCAAGAGAUGAUGGGCCACCGACUGUAGCAUCACCAAAGGAGAGUUUGAAAAGUGCCAUUACUGUAUGCAACCAUCAUAUCUCUAGCUCUAAAUCACAUUAUGAUGCGGCAAGAGAACUAGAAGACAUAUGGAGGAGAACCAUCGAAAAUUGCCAGUCAAGUUCACUUAAAAGGUUCUUGUGGAAGGAGGGAAGAUUGUCAUCAGUCCAUGUGUGUGAAGGUCUGGCUAUUGCCGAACUCGAAUUUUGUCAUCCUGAUCAUGUAUCAAGGGCGGAAGAAUCCUGGGAACUAAUUAUAGGUUCUCUUCAAACUGUUCUUGGAUGCAAGGUGGAUAUUAAAAUCAGUCUUGUCCCAAUAAAUAGGACAGCCAAAAAGAAGUCAUCAAUCAGUUUGUUUUGCUGUACUGGUAGAAAGCAACAAACAUCAGAUUUAACUGUGACAAACAAAAAGGAUUCCCUUCUGCCUGGAACAAAAGAGGAGACAAUUGAAUUUUGUUCAUCUCAUCAUAAAGAAGACUUAUGUAUUAAGCAGCAGUUGCAUUUUAAUACCAUGUAUAGUUCAAAUUCCUUUGAUCAAAAAGUAGCAAAUACAAAUGCAAGUAAUGGUUAUGCUCUUGUCACUGGAAAUACCAUGGUCAGUAGAACAGUACAAGACGGUCUAUCCAAAGAAUGCAAAGAAGAAACUGAUCCAUCAAUGGAAGUGUGUGAAGGGGGUCAAUACGUGAACAUCCAAGGAACUGAAGAUCAACCUAGCUGCUUUUGUUGCACUCUAAAGUUUUCAAGGUCUUUUUCAGCUAAUGCAGCUCAUGCCACCACUCUGAGGAUCAAACAACUUGACAAGCUGAACUUGUUUAAUUCCAAGAAAUCAUCUUCUGAAGAAAAUUUUUGCACAGAUGAUCCCUAUCUUUUCUGCUCUGAUACAAAUGAACAAGAUACCUAUAAUACAGAAGAGGACAAUGGACCAAGUACAGGUUCAAGUCUCUGUUCAAGACUGUAUUGCUGCAGAGCUUCAAUGCCUGUGGAGAAGGCUGGGCCGAAGAGGCAACAGGACGGUAGGCCUCGGUUGGUUGGCGCGCUAUGGCCAUGUGCAGAGCAAGCAUCACCCGAGACUGCUACAGCAGAGCAACUUUCUCCAGCUCUGAAGCAGAAGGCCAAGCGAAGGCCAUAAUCUUGACCGAGGGAGGGAGGGACGGUGAGUUAUGAUGCAGGAUUUCGCUCGUAGAUGAAAGAAAGAUGGGGAAAUGCUUUGCUCGUGACGGAUAUGUACUUGAUGAUCUUGUUUGAUGACGGACACUUGAUGAUGUUAUUCGAUAGAGGUGUAGUCAGCCAAUAUAAAAUGUGCGUUCAUUUCCUCCA
Messenger RNA from Musa acuminata AAA Group (dessert banana), 3796 nucleotides. RefSeq names its product protein STICHEL-like 2. Gene Ontology annotation, cellular component: DNA polymerase III complex; DNA replication factor C complex; nucleus. The transcript has 8 exons. The record is from RefSeq and is a predicted model, not a curated record. Gene Ontology annotation, biological process: DNA-templated DNA replication; DNA repair. Bases 552 to 3608 code for a protein of 1018 amino acids. NCBI's taxonomy places the organism in Eukaryota, Viridiplantae, Streptophyta, Magnoliopsida, Zingiberales, Musaceae. Gene Ontology annotation, molecular function: DNA-directed DNA polymerase activity; ATP binding; DNA binding.